GCGGGGGAGGGUGAAGAGGAGUGGCAGGGGAAGGAAGGGAAAGGGGAGAGGGAGGGUGACGGUAGAGGGAGGGGGAGGGGUAGGGGGUGUUGCGUUGCUGCUGGGAGGGGGCUGGUAACGGGGAAGGGGGAGAGGGAAGGAAGAAGAAAGGAAAGAAAAGAAAAAGAAAAGAAAGAAAAAGAAAAAAAAAAGAAAAGAGAAAGAGAAAAAGAAAGAAAAAAAGAAAAAAAAAAGUUUUUCUCCUUAAAAACUUUUACAAAAUUUUUCAUAUUACAAAAAAAAUUUUCAUCUUACAAAAAAUUCUAUACAAAUUUUUUUAAAACUUAUACAGUAUACUACAGUAAAAUUUUAGACAAACUCCUAAAAAACUCAGGUUCCAAACAGGCCCAUUUGAACCAGUUUAUACACUAAACAAAGCAAACCUGAACAAGAAGUAUGCACUCUCAUUCAGCGUGUUAAAAGUUAAAACUUUAGGCAGCAACUAGCAAUAAUUGUCCUUGUGUUAAAUUUAGAGAGAGAGAGAGAGAGAGAAAAGGGUCGUUAUGUCGGGUACCGAUCAGCUCCGCCUUGGUAGGCUCUAAUUUAAUGCACCGGACGCCGGACGGUGAGUGUCAAACUGUCCACGCCAGCAGAAUGAGUCCCAAGUCGAACUUUACAGUUUGGCAUUGUCCAUAUAAUGGAGUGUGGCCAAAAAAGACACUAUUCCCCAUCAAGGCUAAGCAAAAAUGGGUGAGAAGCGGAUUCCUUUGGAUUGGGAAUCCCGUAUUAGGAUUGCAAUUGGGGCAGCGAGAGGUAUUACUCAUAUACACUCGGAAUGCGGUGGGAAACUUGUUCACGGAAACAUAAAAGCUUCGAACAUUUUCCUCAACUCCCAACAAUAUGGUUGUGUGUCUGAUCUUGGCUUGGCAACACUAAUCACUCCAAUAGCCCCACCAGUCAUGCGGACUGCAGGGUACCGUGCUCCGGAAGUGACAGACUCCCGGAAAGUCUCUCAAGCAUCCGACGUCUUCAGCUUUGGGGUGUUGCUGCUUGAACUUCUCACAGGAAAAUCCCCUAUACAUGCUACUGGUGGCGAUGAAGUUAUCCACUUGGUCAGAUGGGUUAAUUCUGUUGUUCGCGAGGAGUGGACUGCUGAAGUUUUUGAUGUAGAGCUUUUGAGGUUUCCUAAUAUAGAGGAGGAGAUGGUGGAGAUGUUACGAAUAGGGAUGACAUGUGUGGCAAGAAUGCCGGAGCAGAGACCAAAAAUGAGUGAUGUACUGAAGAUGGUAGAGGAUAUGAGAAGAGUCAAUACAGGAAAUCCGCCAUCUACUGAAACGAGGACGGAAGAAUCAACUCCCGCCGCCCUCACACCGAUUGCUGCGGAUAUAGCUUCGACUUCUGGUCAACAAUAGUGUACCAUUCUUACUUCAAUUAAAGGAGUAAAUAUGCUGGAAUUAAUUUUUCUCCCAUUGCUCAACUAUUGAGUUUUAGUCGCAUUGUUUGGUAGUACGUCCUUGUAUCUUCUUUUGCUCGUCCAAGAAUGCCUGCCAUGUAAAAUGAGGUUGGACAACUACUUAGUAUUUCGUUGUUCUUGACUGCUAUUUGCAUGAAGAUGCUGGAUCA
Coffea arabica (coffee) is the source of this 1602-nucleotide messenger RNA. NCBI's taxonomy places the organism in Eukaryota, Viridiplantae, Streptophyta, Magnoliopsida, Gentianales, Rubiaceae. The record is from RefSeq and is a predicted model, not a curated record.